Molecule: messenger RNA, 4285 nt
Organism: Pseudo-nitzschia multistriata
Lineage: Eukaryota; Bacillariophyta; Bacillariophyceae; Bacillariales; Bacillariaceae
Source: the annotation of a GenBank genome assembly
CGAACCCAACGAAACCGUAGAACAAUAUCAUCCCCAGGGCUCUGGAACAGAUCAAUCUCGUCCUCCUGAAAGUUUAGUUCAGGAGAUUUUUUCUAGGAAGAACUAGCCUCAGCCAGCAUUACGAACUCGUAGUCUCCAUCCUACUGUAUUCUGGAAAACCAAACCGAUUGAUUGCUGCAUUUGUCUAGAAUCUAUCAUAACUAUUCCUUGCACUCUAGUGGUUCCUUACCGAUCGAUCAAAAUGUGCGGCCCAACAACCAAGAAGCAUGUCAGGAGCGAAACAACCAUAGCUCCCGCCAUUCCUUCCGGUAUUGCCCGACGACGAACGGCAAUUGUCGGAUCGCUAGCGGGAUUGGUUCUGUUUUACAACGGAUUACGUUUGAUCUUUCGAGAUGCGGUACGUAUCACACAAUAGAUCGGUGGGCGGUGCGUGCGCUUUUCGGCAUGCUGUGCGAUAGGACGACGAAGCGCGGAAUACCCGUUUCCAUCUUGCCCGUUCGCACUCUGAAUUCUUGCUUGUUUCGAUUCUUUCCAUCGUACGCCCUUGCGCAACUCUGCGUGCGACCUGUCUGCAUGCCUAACCUAUCAAACAAAACACGGUUCUUCCACCAGACAUGGCUCCGACCCGCCGACGAAUUUUGCCAAAACCAAUCCGACGGCGGCGAGAACUGCAUUCGGUCGGAUCUCUUUGCCAAGCAAGCGACCAGCGCCGUCGUGCAGCUUUACCUGGGGGGAAUGGGCUUUCUCACCUGGCACGCUACCAAAAAGGUCGACAAGGGGAUUCCCCGGACCCCCGAGGGCCGUCUCUUUGGGUACCUGGACGAGGCCGACCGCCUCAACGCGGCGAUCUUUGUCUACCAGACCUUUGAUUUCUUUACAUCAAUGACAGUUCCGGAACACAACACAACAAUAUUCCUAUUCCACCAUUUCUUGGCGGCCGUAACCUCGCUGCUGUCGCUGGAAUACCAAAUGGUCCACUACUACGCUAUUUUCUUUGGGGGAUGCUCUGUAAGCAUGAUUGUUGGAUGGCGGGUCAGAGAGUGAUUGCGUUACGGAUGUUUCUCGUGAACCAAAAGUAUCACGCCUUUCUGACAAGUGUCCMAUUCCUUUGUGUAUACUGUGUACAUGUGUGCUGUUGCUUACUAUUUUCUUCAUGUCAACGACAGGAAAUCAGCACCAUUUUUUUGGUCUUGUGCGAUUUUGAUGUGUACUUUCCUGCCCAGGACCGAGGUUCACUAUGGGGCGUGAUCAUUCUAUUUUGCCAGGUCGCAUUUACGUUUUCCUUCUUGUAUUACCGAGUUAUCGGUUGGUGGCAGGUCAGUUUCCAGCUGUGGUCCGACGUUUUUGUUGUAGCCAAGAAAGGAAGCAUCGAAGACUAUCGACCGGGAAAGAGAUGGUUUCUAUUUGUAUUCUUGGCAAUGGACUUUGUGCUGGGAUCCCUGCAGGUGUACUGGUUUGGCUUUGGACUGCUACCAAAGAUUUUAGAACUGCUAGAGGGCUGAUCAAUGUUGGCAUGGGGCAAAACUUGAAGGGAUGGAAGUGAAGGAAGAGAUCUUUGUAGCUAUUUGGAACAAUGAUUUUCACACGAAGUAUCACGUAUCAGUGGCAUCGAGCCCUACCUAGGCGACUAUACCACGGCUGCCUCAGAGCGAGCUACUGGAGAUCGGUCGUGUUGUUCAUUAAAAUCAAAUCCAUAGGAGAUGAUGAUAUAAUCGCAACAUUACAACGAUAAAAUCGGUUUCCUGAAACCAUUAAAUAGAACUUUCAUCUCUCCAUGAGACACAGAUGGCUUCUGUUUGGCCAGUCAUCUUGUAGCAGAAGUUGUUCUCGUACUUGCGUCGUCGGUUUUUUUUUGGUUUCACAUGUGAUUCAUUGGAUUCGGAUGAGGCGUUUGAAUCGUUUGGAUCUCGAACUAUAAUACGCUUCUCAUACCAUCAUUGCGUCGUCCUGUCUUGCAACUUUGGUUGUUCUGGCAAAACUAAUACUCGGUCAAAGAAGGUCACAACGAAGAUCGGCGGAGUGUGAUGGUAGAAAAGGUUGCACGAAUGAACUGGGAAACGCUUCUCGUGCAUUGUGAUCAGACACAUCUCAAAAAUAGCGAUGCCUCCUCUCCAGAGAUGGGAGAGAGUACGUGGUUACCGUUGACAGUGCUCGAUGAAAAAUCCAAGACAAUUCGGGACCUGUGAACGGGAAGUCGGCUCUGGCCUCUUCAUUUCACUGAAGCAAGUGAAAGCAACGCAGAGAAUACCAAUCGGAUUUCGAACACUUGAUUGUGUAAGCAAAAUCUACGAUAGUGUUGUACAAUAUUGUUUCUCCGGCCGAUCCUGUCGGGUAUCGAAUGGAACCUCUUUUGUUAAAACAUCGCACCGAUGACAGUAAGAUCCCAGAUCCUUCUCCUUUGAACCAUGCAAGAGGUGUGGUAAGAAGGGCUGUUGACGGCACUGGACAAGAGGUGGUCUAUUUUAGGAAUAAUUGAUGUUUGGUGAAUAUUUUCCGGCUUGGACAUGAAGAAAACAGCGAUCUGAAAAAAUCAUUCCAGAGUACCUUGAACUUUCAACUUGCCGGUAAAAGCCAGAGAUUGGAUUUUGCGGACACAAGAAACACUGGGAUUGUUCCGUGAUGCAAAUCAAUUCGUUCAUUCUCCAGCUUACGACUUUCUUUACUUUUUCUAUCGUUGGUUGGCUUGUUUGGCUUGUACGUCUUGAUAAGGGAGAAAAAUGAGGGCACAGCUCAUAUUUGAAGGACAGCCUCAUCGUCAAGUCGAUAAUCGAUGUGACGUUGGGAAAGUAUGAUCAGUAAAUGGAAAGUGGUGAUAGUAUGGAAAACCCUAAGGUAGGUUUUCGUAAGAGAUGGCGAAAGAAAUGUUCUAACUUAGCUGUAACAACUAGUGAAAAUCUUUAGUAAUAUCCCCUAUCUAUCUAGUUCCCUUGGUCUGACUUUUUUCUUCUUUAUUUGGUGGUUUGGUUUGUUUUCUGUGCUUUGCCAUAUCAAAACCCUUCAGGAUUGGAACGAGCUUCUUCACAACAAGGUCUCCCCAUUUUUCCAUGCCCUUCGCUGUUGGGUUCAUCUUCUCAUCAAUCAAGUUCGGAUCUAAAAACUUCCUGCCCUUCAUGCCCCCGUUUUGCAUCAGUACUUGCCCAACAUUCAUAAAGAAAAUUCUCGAUGAAUGCUUUUUGAUCCACUUUCGGGCCUGCAGAUUGAGGCCCUGUGCACGGUUCCAGAGGUGCCCUAGGGCAUUCGAUGUCGAUUCGGGGUUGUCUUUUCGUGGUAUAAUCCCAUGGAUGACGAUCUUAGCUUCGGGCUGGUCUUCGAAAAUUCUCUUCGCAACAUUCAGAGCAUUGGCCAUGACAAAUUCAUCCGUGCACUUAUGGACAAAGAGGUCGUUGCUACCCACCAUGAUGAACCAAAGUUUUGGACGGAGUUUCGCCUGUCGGAUGCCGUUCUCCCAGUGCCAAAGAAGGUUGGGUCCCUUUUUUUGGUGCAAAAAAGUUGAUGCAUUUAGGUGUUACGAGAACCAGGAAAUAAGCACAUUUGAGCGUUGGAAGACCACACAAUAUUUUCAAAAAGGUCGAUUUUCACGAAAUGUUGUUAUUCACAAAACAAACAUAACAUACCGUAUCGCCCGAACUACCCAAAGCAAUUGCGUUGAAAGUUCCUCCAUUUUUUUUCACGAACGUCCGUUCGAAAUACUCUUCCAUGCCCUCUACUAUUUCAGCCCCCAAACCGUGUGUUCCACUAAGUUGCUCGAUGAUACCAUCGCCAAAGAAAACGAUGUCCAAGUCUCCCGGUGCAUUUUUAGCUUGGGAUACCAUGUGAUCGUGAUUGCUGUCCCACAACUUUGCAUCGUCGUUCUUCAAUGCUACAUUCGGAUCAGGACAAGAACACCGUUCGUCUAGACUAUACCGGCUCGUUUCAAAACACCUUGCUUUCUUGGAACCCUCCGGCUCCAAAAUGCUGUGGUAUUCCUCCCAGCGUAUCACCUUCGAUUCUCUUCGUAGCAAGAAGAAGCUCAUCGAGGAACUAACAACAAGUAUGGCGACAUACUUCAUCAAUCGCGAUCUAGUCCACGGAACUCCGUCAUUUAUGAUAGAUUCAUAUCUGUUGUACCGCUUCAACUUCCCGGGUGAGUUUGCAUCAUUUAGUAGCGAAAUCCGUUCCUCCGCAUCGUCGUCUUGUGGAUGAGCUCUCACUCUCGUUCUUCGUCUCUGCUCCCUGCCCCGGAGACCACUGUUGCUCCGAGAAGUGGAAGAGGAACGAAUCUGAACAUCGCCUAGAAGCGAAACAC